Molecule: messenger RNA, 1566 nt
Organism: Penicillium crustosum
Lineage: Eukaryota; Fungi; Ascomycota; Eurotiomycetes; Eurotiales; Aspergillaceae
Product: histidine phosphatase family protein
Exons: 2
Coding region: 1-1566 (521 amino acids)
Molecular function (GO): acid phosphatase activity
Source: RefSeq, a predicted model, not a curated record
AUGGCAGCGUUCUCCAAAGAAAAGCAGGAGGAAGAGGGCCUACUUGGCGAGAGCCAAGAUCAAGGCCAGAAGCAGCAACGCCAGCAAUCGUCCCAAAAAUGGCGUUCAAUUACCCUCGUGUCCCUGCUGGGCGCUUUCGCUCUCUUUGUGUACUUCGCGAAGGGAUCCCAGUGCAACGGCGCCCCCUCGCAUGUCACAACCCAGCCUGACCUACCCGUGGCUUCUCCCCUGAUCAAGUCGAAGAGAUCAUCGCAUCACGAACAUGCCUGCAAUACUGUUGACGGCGGUUAUCAAUGCAACUCCUCGAUCUCGCACAAGUGGGGCCAGUACUCGCCCUAUUUCUCUCUUUCCGACGAAUCGGCCAUCUCAGACGAGGUACCUCACGGUUGUCAGAUCACCUUUGCUCAGGUGAUCUCCCGCCAUGGUGCUCGCUUCCCGUCGGCGAAAAAGAGCAAGGGAUAUGCCGCGCUCAUUAAGGGCAUCCAAGCGAACGCGACUUCAUUCAAGGGCAACACGAAAUUCAUCCGCUCAUACAACUACACCAUGGGCGGUGAUGACUUGGUUCCCUUUGGAGUGAACCAGAUGGUGAACUCGGGAACCAAGUUCUACCAGCGCUAUGAGGCGUUGGCUAAGAAGGCCGUGCCCUUCCGGGUUGUGGCUUCAGGAGUGAACUUCAUCAAGGGCUUCCAGAAGGCAAAGUUGAAUGACAAGCAUGCCAAUCACCGCCAAUCAAGCCCUAAGGUCAAUGUCCUCAUCUCGGAAGAGUCUGGCACCAACAACACUCUGAACCACAGUGAGAUCUGUGCCAAGUUCGAAGAGAGUGAACUAGGCGACGAGGUCGAAGAAAAAUACAUGGCCAUCUUUGUGCCGCCUAUCCGAGCCCGUCUCGAGGCUAAUCUUCCUGGCAUCAAACUCGAAAACAUCGAUGUGAUCAGUCUGAUGGACAUUUGUCCUUUCGAUACGGUGUCCCGGACUAGCGAUGGAUCUGAGCUAUCUCCAUUCUGCGACCUCUUCACUAAGGCCGAAUGGACCCAAUACGACUACCUCCAGUCGCUCAGCAAGUACUACGGUUAUGGCGCAGGCAACCCGCUCGGCCCAACCCAGGGUGUCGGUUUUGUGAACGAACUCAUCGCCCGUCUCACUCACACCCCAGUGGUCGACAACACAAGCACAAACCGUACGCUCGAUGCCCCCGGCGCUGCGACAUUCCCCCUCAACUACACCAUGUACGCAGACUUCACGCACGACAAUGGAAUGAUUCCGUUCUUCUUUGCUUUGGGACUGUACAACGGCACCGCUCCGCUCUCCAUCACUAAGGCCCAGUCAAUUAAGGAAACAGACGGGUUUUCAUCUGCCUGGACGGUGCCUUUCGGUGCUCGUGCUUAUGUUGAGAUGAUGCAAUGUCGCCGCGAUCCGGAGCCGCUCGUCCGAGUCCUCGUUAACGACCGUGUUGUUCCGCUGCACGGUUGCCCCGUUGAUAAGCUUGGCCGUUGUCGCCGUCGCGACUUCGUCAAGGGCCUCACUUUUGCACGCUCCGGCGGUGAUUGGUCCCAGUGCUAUGAAUAG